Molecule: messenger RNA, 2403 nt
Organism: Zootoca vivipara (common lizard)
Lineage: Eukaryota; Metazoa; Chordata; Lepidosauria; Squamata; Lacertidae
Source: RefSeq, a predicted model, not a curated record
UCCUCCGGCUACUGCCAAGCGGCUGAGGCCUUCCAGCGCAUGGCGAAUUAGCCGCCCGCCUCGCUCGCCCGCCAGCCGCAAUGGCGUCUGCCGCGCGGCCGCUGCCCCUGGUGGUGAUCCUGGGCGCGACGGGCACCGGCAAAUCCCGCCUGGCGCUGCAGCUGGGCCGCCGCCUCGGCGGGGAGAUCAUCAGCGCCGACUCCAUGCAGGUGUACCAAGGCCUAGACAUCAUCACCAACAAAGCCUCUCCUCAGGAGCAGCGGCUGUGCAGGCAUCACAUGAUCAGCUUUGUGGACCCCUUGGUCACUAACUACACCGUGAUAGACUUCCGCAACAAGGCCACGGCCCUCAUUGAAGACAUCUUCGCUUGCAAGAAGAUCCCCAUUGUGGUUGGAGGGACCAACUAUUACAUUGAGUCCCUGCUCUGGAAGAUUCUGAUUGACACCAAGGAGGUGGCCAGGAGUUCAGGCUCUGCAGAGGGGACUAUGGAUCAGAAAAUGGAGCUGGAGAAACUGGAUGGCGAAGAGCUCCAUCGCCGAUUGAGCCAGGUGGACCCCAGAAUGGCAGCCAAACUGCACCCUCACGAUAAGCGCAAGAUGGCCAGGAGUUUGCAAGUGUUUGAAAAAACGGGCAUCCCCCACAGCGAGCUACUGCAGCAGCAGCAGCAGGAAGAAGGAGGAGGGCCGCUGAGCGGCCCCCUGAAGUACCCCAACCCUUGCAUCCUCUGGCUACAUGCAGAGCAGGCAGUUCUAGAAGAACGGCUGGACCAGCGGGUGGAUGCGAUGCUGGAGGCUGGGCUGCUGGCAGAGCUGCGGAACUUCCACCAGCGAUAUAACCAGGAGAGGGUAGAUGAGAACAGCCAGGAUUAUCAGCACGGCAUUUUCCAGUCCAUCGGCUUCAAGGAAUUCCACCAGUUCCUGAUUGCAGAGGGCAAGUGCUCGGAGGAGAUGAGCCAGCAGCUCCUGAACCAAGGAAUCCAGGCCCUGAAGAUAGUGACCAAAAGGUACGCCCGGAAGCAGAACAAAUGGGUCCGGAACCGCUUCCUGAGACGGCCCGGCCAAAAUGUGCCCCCUGUCUAUGGCUUGGAAGUCUCAGACCUCUCUCAGUGGGAGGAGAAAGUGCUGGAACCUGCAGUGCAGAUCGUGGAGAGCUUUGUCCAGGGGCGGCAGCCACCGGCCGAGCCCAUCACGAUGGCGGGCGAGGCAGGUGAAGCUCAGGAGGGCAAGCGGAGGCGGCACAUGUGUGAGCUGUGCAACAGAGUCAUCAUCGGGGACAGAGAGUGGAAAGAGCACAUAAAAUCCAAAGGCUACCGUUUCCACCAGAAGCAACAGCAACAGCAACAGCAGCGACACCUGGCCUCAGAUCCCCUUUCCACAACGUGCCAUGAUGAAAGUGCCACGACUGGUGGGAAGGAGAGCCAGGAGGAGCGGGACGGGAGCGUGGAAGCCUGUGAAAUGUAGACCCCAUAUUUGGGAGGCAGGUUGUUGGUGGGAACGCUGGCCCAGGAGGCAGGAUCCUACUCUCAUCAAGGAUUUCUCAUCUAAAAAAUGCCGAGUCGCCUUUCUCCAGAGACGGACAGUUCCAUUUUAUGCAAAUAAUUGAGUUGAUCCAGGCAUGAAUGCCAGUGUGCUGCUCUACCUCUUGACUUUUUUUUAAUUUAAAAAUAUAAAGGCUAUAUUUUUAAACAUUCCAAUACAGUGACUUUCUAUUAUUGGACCAGCGUGUCUGCAAAGAUCCACUGAGCAUCCUCUUGGGGAACAGAGGAAGAAGAGAUGCGAGGAAACGGUCUGCUGCAAAACAUCCCCGAGCGUUUUAAGCUGCUUCACCUUCUCUAAUUUUGUUCCAUCUGUUUUUAACAGGGAAAUGUCACCAUAAGGCAGGCAUUCCCAAACUGCGGCCCUCCAGUAGUUUUGGCCUACAACUCCCAUGAUCCCUAGCUAACAGGACCAGUGGUCAGGGAUGAUGGCAAUUGUAGUCCAAAACAUCUGGAGGGCCGAAGUCUGGGGAUGCCUGCCAUAAGGCAAGGUUCCCCAGUAACGUGCUGCUAACUUGUUCUCUCUCCAGAUGUAGCUUGACUCCAGCACCCAUCAUCCUUGGUUAUUGGCCAUGCUGGUUGCGGCUCAUGGGAGUUGUGGUCCAACAACACCUGGAGGACACCAGGUUGGCAAAGGCUGACUUAAAGGGUUUGAAUGUGCCCCCAUGAGCUGAAACAAACACAAGCAUAGCUACAAGCUUCUGUAGUCAUUGUGUAUUUCUCAUGUAGUUGUAUUUUUGUAGCAUUGCAUGUUGGAACAGCUUUCAUAAGUAACUACAAAAUACUUUUUGGGGGUGGGGACGGCCCAUCACUUUCCUCUGUUCAUCUCCUCGUGCAAGUUGAACACAUAAACAGACCCUUUUUUGGAU